Molecule: messenger RNA, 176 nt
Organism: Funneliformis geosporum
Lineage: Eukaryota; Fungi; Glomeromycota; Glomeromycetes; Glomerales; Glomeraceae
Source: the annotation of a GenBank genome assembly
AAAGAAGUACUAUGGCAUUUGGUCUCUUUGGUGAAUACAUAUCUGAUUCAGAGGACGAGAAUUACCCAACUUGGCCUUGCCUAAACAAGAAAAAUGAUGGGCCAAUCAAUUCUCAGACUGACUUUCGUAUAAUGUAUAAGAAAAACUGGCUAGAGAAUCGCAAAAAGAGUGAGUAG